Molecule: messenger RNA, 1491 nt
Organism: Durio zibethinus
Lineage: Eukaryota; Viridiplantae; Streptophyta; Magnoliopsida; Malvales; Malvaceae
Source: RefSeq, a predicted model, not a curated record
CAAAACAAAGCAUCUAAGAGUCCUCUUGGAGUAGGGCUUAGGUCUCUGAUUGACACUCUUCUCCACACAAAGAGGACAGCAGACUUUGCAUCUCUGCCCCUUUUUCUUCUUUGCUUAGCUGCUCCACCUGCCACUCUCUCUCUCUCUCUCUCUCCCUUUCUCUUCAUCAAACAGGCUUAAGAGGAGGUGAGUAUAUGAUGGGAGAGAGAAUCCCACCAGGGAGUUACUUUCAAUACCCGCCUUCUGGAGUCCCUGCUUCUCCUCAAAGGCCUGCUUCUAUUCCUACAGAUCGUGAAAGAUAUUUAGCUGAAUUAUUGGCAGAGAAACAGAAGUUGGGACCUUUUACACAAGUUCUGCCUCUAUGCACCCGGCUUCUUAAUCAAGAGAUCAGAAGGGUCUCGGGUCUUAAUCCUAGUUUUGUGGAUCAUGAGAGAUUUGAGCAUGAUAGUCCUUUUAGGUCAUUUGGUCAACAUCCCAAUGGGAGACAGAUGGAUUUAGAGGGAUGGCCUGUAAUGCAAACAGAGGAAAAUGGGCAUCUGCAACAAGUUGCUCCAAUUCAAGCUGCAUCAAUGGGUUGGCCUGGUUUGCCAGGAAUCCCUACAACACCAAUAAUAAAGAGAGUUGUUAGACUUGAUGUACCUGUGGAUAAAUAUCCAAAUUAUAAUUUUGUUGGCCGAAUUUUGGGACCACGAGGAAACUCGCUGAAGAGAGUUGAAGCUGUGACAGAGUGUAGGGUGUACAUAAGAGGCAAGGGUUCUGUCAAGGAUUUUGUUAAGGAAGAGAAACUAAAAGAUAAACCUGGAUAUGAACACCUUAACGAGCCACUGCAUGUGUUGGUGGAAGCUGAAUUUCCCGAGGAUAUGAUAAAUUCUCGUUUGGACUCUGCUAUUGAAAUACUAGAAAACCUUCUGAAGCCUGUGGAUGAAUCCUUGGAUAACUAUAAGAAACAACAGCUUAGGGAGUUGGCUUUGCUAAAUAGUACAUUAAGGGAAGAGAGCCCAAGAAUGAGCUCGAGUAUGAGCCCGAGUAUGUCACCCUUUAACAGUACAGGAAUGAAACGGGCCAAGACAGGAAGGUGACCUUAAUAAAUUGAUGAUAAAUCUUUGUUUCUUGCUGGUUCACUGCACUUGAUUAAUUGAAAAUCCUGAUUGUGUUGUGAUGGAUUUAUUUCACCAUAACUUAAGGGGUUGAGUCAAGAAGAGCUAGUUGAACUCCUGUCAGUUUUGGGCAAUGAUUUCUUUUCAUUUCAUCCCUGUUCUUUCUUAUAUGAUUCCCCAUAAAGAUGACUUCUCUACAUCAUUAGUUAAAAAUAACUUAUUCCCUUAUUAUUUUAGCCAUGUUCUUUCUGCUUCUGGAUCUCGUAACCUCUAAUGUACUCGAAUAUUCUUUGUACUGACAAUCUUUCAUAUGCAUGCCCUUCAUUAUAAGAUACAAUCAGUUAUUGUAUUGUAUUUUGACUUAAUAACAAGUAUUGUUCUCCAAUCUUGUUCA